AUGCUUGUGAUCUUCCACACGGAGGAUUUGGUGGAGAAGGUCAAGGCAGGACAGUGGCGGGAGGCGUUCCACUACGUCCGCAACUUCGCUCCCAUAACGCAAUCGAGCAAGGAGGCCGACUUUCUUUCCCUCUUCCUCGAACACCUCAUGGCCAUCAGUGGCUUCGCGGACGGCAACACCAUAGUCGCAGGCAUCGUCUGCGACUGGUUCAGAAGGAUCUACAGGCAUCCUGUGCUCGACAAGAACCCCUUCUUCGCCACAAUCGUUGCCGAUGUCCUCUUCCUGCGCGCACAGCUCCUCAGGAACUCCCUGGAUUGGCAACUGGUCAGGAAGAAGGCAGCAGAGAUGGUCGAGGAGAUGGCCAACAAGACACCCGAGCUCAAGGACAGGAUGCGUUACCCGCGUGGCCAGAACGACCUGUACGACGUAAUGCCCGUUAGGUCCAGCUUUCGUCAAAGGCGUCAAGUGAAGAACUUAGGCCAGAAACAAUCAACAGAACUUGCCCAGUUCUAUCUUCAGCUGAAGAAGAGGCUGCCUUCUUCAAGUCAGCCAGAAACUCAUGCUGAUUCAGGAUCAAAAAGGGGUGAUGGGGAGAUUCUGAUUUCACUACUUGAUAAAGCUUUGCAAGCUGGUAGGCAAAUGGUGUCCAAAGAAGUUUUUCCACUGGAGGCUGCACUGACUGUUAAAGCCAAACCAGACCCCUUCAGCAAACAAGGACAUCAACUUGAAUAUGCAACCAAGCAAGCCAUGAUGCGCUGGAGGUCUCAGGAGUCUCACCGAUGUGCUGCUCAUGCAGGGAAUGAUUCAAAGAGGCCUCGAACAACCAGGAAUUUUGGUGACAGCUAUGCAUAA
Molecule: messenger RNA, 852 nt
Organism: Miscanthus lutarioriparius
Lineage: Eukaryota; Viridiplantae; Streptophyta; Magnoliopsida; Poales; Poaceae
Source: the annotation of a GenBank genome assembly